GACGCAUGCGCAGUUCAGCGUUUGACCCGGGGAGAAGCACCGUCGCCAUUUUGGUUCUGAAGGGGGGCCUGCUGUCACCACGUGAAGUCGAGGAGCCCCAGACAGCGAAGUUCGGGGGGGCUUUUACGAUACAGCAGACAAUCCGGCCAGAGGAUCGCGGAUUCCGAUUCAUGAUUAGAGCAAAGUCACGGUGAUCAACACUCAAAAGCUAGAAGCAUGCCUUCGAUAACUCUACCGCCGAAGGAGAACGCUCUCUUUAAGAGAAUAUUGAGAUGCUACGAACACAAGCAGUACAGAAAUGGCCUCAAGUUUUGCAAACAGAUCCUGUUCAACCCGAAGUUUGCAGAACACGGAGAGACCCUCGCAAUGAAGGGACUGACUCUGAACUGCUUGGGCCGAAAGGAGGAGGCGUAUGAUCUAGUGCGACGAGGUUUACGAAACGAUCUGAAGAGUCAUGUCUGUUGGCACGUGUACGGUUUGCUUCAGCGCUCAGAUAAGAAGUAUGACGAGGCCAUCAAGUGCUACAGGAAUGCUCUUAAAUGGGACAAAGACAAUUUGCAGAUCCUCAGAGAUCUCUCACUGCUGCAGAUCCAAAUGAGAGACCUCGAAGGUUACCGGGAGACCAGGUACCAGUUACUGCAGUUGCGUCCAGCUCAAAGAGCCUCCUGGAUUGGAUAUGCCAUUGCAUAUCACCUUCUGGAAGAUUAUGAAAUGGCGGCUAAGAUAGUGGAAGAGUUCCGCAAAACACAACAGACAUCUCCUGAGAAAGUGGAUUAUGAGUACAGCGAGCUUUUGCUGUAUCAGAAUCAGCUGUUGAGGGAGGCCGGGCUUAUCAAAGAAGCCCUUGAUCACCUGACCAACUAUGAAAAACAGAUCUGUGACAAACUGGCUGUAGAGGAGAUACGAGGAGAGCUGCUUCUGAAGUUAGACCGGGCUGGUGAAGCUACGGAGGUUUACCGCCGACUGUUGGAGAGAAACCCUGAGAACUGGAGCUACUAUCAAGGGCUGGAAAAAGCACUCAAACCAAAGAGUGUCGAGGAGAAGCAGAAAAUCUAUGAAGAUGCCUGGGUUAAGUAUCCUAAAGGCCUGGUGCCAAGAAGACUUCCUCUCAGCUUCCUCACAGGUGAGAAGUUUAGAGAGUGUUUGGAUCGCUACCUGAGGAUGAACUUUAGCAAAGGAUGCCCUCCUGUCUUUACCACACUCAAAUCACUCUACCACCACAAAGACAAGGUAGCGAUUAUUGAGGAGUUAGUUGUGGGCUAUGAAAAAAGUUUAAGAACCUGUAAAAUGUUCAACCAAAAUGAUGAUGGGAAAACAGAGCCACCCACCACUCUUCUGUGGGUUCAGUUUUUCCUGGCUCAGCAUUUCAACCAUAUCAGCAAACAGACACUUGCCCUCGAUUACAUUAACGCAGCCAUUGAAAGCACCCCAACCCUCAUAGAGCUCUUCCUCAUCAAGGCGAAGAUAUACAAGCAUGCGGGUAACAUCCGUGAAGCUGCUCGGUGGAUGGACGAGGCCCAGGCUCUGGACACUGCUGACCGCUUUAUCAACUCUAAGUGUGCCAAGUAUUUGCUCAAGGCUGGCCUUAUCAAGGAGGCUGAAGAGAUGUGUUCCAAGUUCACACGGGAAGGAACAUCUGCAGUAGAGAAUCUGAAUGAGAUGCAGUGCAUGUGGUUCCAGACAGAAUGUGCUCUGGCCUACAAGUCCUUGAACAAAUAUGGAGAGGCGCUGAAGAAGUGCCAUGAAAUUGAAAGGCAUUUUGUGGAGAUAACAGAUGACCAGUUUGACUUCCAUACAUACUGUAUGCGGAAGAUGACGCUGCGCUCCUAUGUGGAUUUGCUCAAACUAGAGGAUGUGUUGCGUAUGCACCCUUUCUACUUCAAGGCAGCAUGUACGGCCAUCGAGAUCUACCUCAGCCUUCACGAUAACCCGCUCUCUGAUGACAACAAGGAGUCGCAAGCGGACAACGCCAACCUGACAGACAAGGAGCUGAAGAAACUGCGCAACAAACAGAGACGUGCCCAAAAGAAAGCCCAGUUAGAAGAGGAAAAGAAGAAUGCUGAAAAAGAGAAACUGUUAAAGAACCAAAAGAAGAAAAAGGAAGAGGACGAGGAGGAGAUAGGAGGACCCAAAGAGGAGCUCAUACCAGAAAAACUUGCAAAGAUUGAGAAUCCUCUAGAAGAAGCGAUUAAGUUCCUGACUCCUCUUAAGAACUUGGUAAAGAAUAAAAUAGAGACACACCUGCUAGCCUUUGAGAUCUACCUCAGGAAAGAGAAGUAUCUUUUGAUGCUGCAGUCGGUUAAGAGAGCUUACUCAUUGGACCCCGAUCACCCCUGGCUCCACCAGUGUUUGGUGCGAUUCUUCAAAGGAGUGUCGGACAGUAAGGACAUGCCUGAGGCAGUGCAGACGGUUCUGAAGCAGGAGAUCACAAAACUGUUUGGCGAGAGUGACCCAAAGACUUUCAACAAGAACUUCCUGAGCAAACAUGCAAACUCAAUACCACACAGAGUUGCAGCUGCCAAGAUGAUGGUGUUUCUGGACCCGUCCUCUGAGAGCAUGGCUGCUGAGCUGGCUACUUCUUUAAACGAGCCCCUAACAGGCAGUACCAUUCAGACGUGCACCGAGGCUCUCCAGGCUUUGAGGGACGGCAGUCUGGGCUCACAGCAGGAGAAAUUUGUGGAAUCGUACCGUGUGGCUUGCCACGGUGUCUAUCCCUACGCUGUAGCCUUCAUGCCCCCCGGUUACCAGGACAACUCUGCGGUGACCACCAACGGAGACCUGUCCCCCUGCGACCACGAGGACAUGCCCAAUGAGAUGUGAGCAUUUCAGGAAGUGAGCAGGGUGGCCGUUUUAUGGCCGUCAGCAUUUUGAGACCAGACGCCCCACAGAGGUUGAGACUCCACUGCACUAACGAGACCAGUUACCUUCUGCCUUCGCAUCUAAUCACAGGAGCGAGCGAGCGAGCAAGCAAUAGGGGAAAACCCCGUUUUACUCCUUUUUUUUCUUUCUAUCUUGUUUUUUUUUUCUUUUUUAUAUGGCCCAUGGCGUCUCUUAUGCUAGAACAGAAUAAAACGGUAUUACAAAGAAAGAUUGAUCAAGACGGUCACAGUGAACUCAUUGGGCCUAAUUCCUGUUUAUCAGACACAUGCAUCUUGCUUCUCAUGUUUUUAAAGAGUAAUUUAUAUAAAAUAAUAUUAAAGAGAACCGAUUAAUAUCAGGAGGAGCAAUACUAUUGGUCCUGGUUUGUCUUGCGUGGUCGUGUGCCAAACCUGUGGGGCGGACCUUUUAGAUGCAGAUGAUGGCGCCUGGGGGCGGGGGGUGGGGGAGUGUGUGGUAGUGAAUUAAUGUGACAUUGUGUUGCUGGGCACAAAGCAGUUCCAGGAUCAGCCACCAGGCGGAGGCAGCAGUCGAAGACUACCGUGUCAAUCGGGAGGUGACUCGGCCAAUUCAGCCGAUUUAAAGGUCACCUGGAGUGCCGAGGAGAGGCAGACGUGCAUCUCUUUAUUUUUUUUUCUUCUCUUCAUUCUCUUCUGCCUUUCGGUUAUUCAGUGAACAUCUAAGAGGCGGCAGUGGCUUCUGUUGGACCUUUUACUGUGACUGUUUCUUUUGGGUUUGUUUGGCUUAUUUUAUUUUUCUCCCACUUAUUGUUUGGGUUCUCCUUAUGCUGGUUUCAACCUUUGUUUAUGAUCCUCCCCCUCCAUCAAACAUACCACUGUCUGAAUCCUAAGAAAAUGUCCCAUCAUUUGACAUUCACACAGUUACAAAUAAAACAAAAUAACAUAACGGUGA
Molecule: messenger RNA, 3789 nt
Organism: Pimephales promelas (fathead minnow)
Lineage: Eukaryota; Metazoa; Chordata; Actinopteri; Cypriniformes; Leuciscidae
Gene: naa15a
Product: N-alpha-acetyltransferase 15, NatA auxiliary subunit a
Biological process (GO): N-terminal peptidyl-methionine acetylation
Cellular component (GO): cytoplasm; NatA complex
Molecular function (GO): protein binding
Source: RefSeq, a predicted model, not a curated record